AUGUCUAUGUCACGCUCAAUGGAGGCAGUUAAUCAGUUUUUUCCGCCAUGGAAGCUGUCGCGAUUACGGAUAACUGUCUUACGUGUCGUUUUCAAGUCACACCUUCCGAGACAAAUUCGUUCAACACUUUGCACGGUGGAUACAUCGUUGGGUCACAUGAAGCAUGUUACCGCCAACUUGAGCAUUGAAUGUUUUAAACCCGGCGCUUGUGAUUCCUGGAUCAAGGUGAAUUCGUGCACUCUUACUUCAAAAACAACUGCUGUACCCGAUCACAACCUAUUUUCGGCCGGUUUGCGUUAUAUGCUUUGGACACUGCGAUGCCAUCUCGCAUGGUGGUGA
Messenger RNA from Dicrocoelium dendriticum, 339 nucleotides. The record is from the annotation of a GenBank genome assembly. Lineage: Eukaryota; Metazoa; Platyhelminthes; Trematoda; Plagiorchiida; Dicrocoeliidae.